AUGACUUUCUCCGCCCCCGCACUCGAGUGUUCUUCUUCAACUCCCAUGUCGCGUCCAUUGAAACAAAGAGAAAUCGCUUGUGCUCGCUGUUUCCGUCUAAAGCGGAAAUGCGAUCAUUCCAAACCGGUCUGUGGCGAAUGCCGUCGUAAAGGUGCGGAGUGUUUACCGGCCAGGUCUCGGCGGUCCGGGGACAGUAUUACAGUCCCAUUGGCAUACUUGAAGGACCUGGAAAGGGCAGUGGCUGAACUAGAGGGUCGUUCUCGAGCGGUAGUGCGAGAUGUGGGAGUUCAGACAGACUUAAGUCCAGACAAUGAUCUGUGCAUGUCAUGGGACACUCGAGAUAAAGCGGAGUUGCCAGAUGACAAUACGCUAGUCUUAUUUGCUACGUCACCGUCUCAAGACGGCAUAUCCAGACCGACUUCCCAGCUUUCAUUUACAGAUAAUUUCUCCCUGAAUGAGGAAACUCUGGACUUUCUGUGCUUCGAUAAGAGCUCAAUUUAUCCAUCGAUCGGGGACGACUCCCCGUGGCUCACCGAGCUAUAUACGAACAUCUUUUUCUCAAUAUCUCAUCGCGAAUGGCCCUUUCUGAAUGAGACAACUUGGAGAGCAUGGCAGAGAGAUCAUUUGGACGGAAGAGAAGAAUGGCGAACUUUCUUCUUGCGGAUGGUGUAUGCCAUCGGUGCAUCAUUAUGUAGCAUCAUGCGCCAUGACCCUACACAUUCCGUCCGUUCUAAAGAGCUCUACGCAUCUGCGAUGAAUUACUAUCCUCAUGUCGUGAGCCAUUCAUCGAUGGUUCUGCAGGUUCAAGCUUCCCUGCUUUUGAUCGUCUACGCAUUGCAUUCUCCGUCUUCAAAUGAGAUCGCAACAAGUGUGGCUUCAAUUGUGCCAUUUUGUACAGCGGCCAUGACAGAGAUUCGGAAGUAUGCACGAGCCAAUCCUGAUGGAGAGGUUACUGCGGCUUCGGGUGAGGCUUUGACGGAGAACAUGUUCAUCGCCUGCUACAUGUUGAAUGUUAUAAUUGCAUCCGGGUGGGAUCGACCGGUUUCUGAUGCAUAUAAAGCGGUGGAAGAAGAUAUGUGUACCCUGGGAGAUAUCAUUCAACCCCCUGUCAAUACGAACCCUGCACUUAGCCAUCUCUUCCGACUACGAAAAAUCCAAGCAAAUAUACGAAGAUCGCUAGAAAGCUCCCGCUGGCAACUUACUGAACAGAAAGAUGCCCUUAGCUCUUCCCUCAAGUCGGCUCUUGAUGUAUGGAGGCAGGAUAUCCCGCAGUAUGGUACGGCAAAUGUGUCAUCUGGCUAUUACAAUCCUAAUUGGAUGACAAAACUGUAUGACUACAGCAUCUUGAUUUUGAUGGAAGAUAAGCAUAACUUCCUUGACCAUGAAGGAACAGAAGAGAUCUUUGGCGCCGUAGUGGAGGUGUGUAUUAAGUACCGGAGCUUGCAGGAAGAAGGACAUGUCAUGUGUUUUACUUGGUCUGCUCUCGUAUAUCAAUUCCGGGCUGGAAUCAUGCUUCUCUAUCUGAUCUGGGCAACAAGACCAAUAGCAGACAUUUCAUAUCUGCAAAAAGAUCAGACUUAUAGUUCUCCCGAGGCAAUUGAAGCCUGCACGAAAAGUUUAGCUUGCUUUGCCGACCAAUGGAGCGAUGCUCACCCAUACUUAAGGAUAUUUGAGUUCUUGCAGCAGAAUCUCUAUUCAGAUACAGCUGUUCCGGGGGUCGACGCCUUGAAAUUGGAGGCUGAAUUCUAUCUUGAGAGACUCAAAGAGAAAUAUCUCCACAGAGCCAUUCUGGGUAUGAUCGAGGACAUGAUGUAUGGGGGAGUUGUGCAAUAUAAUACACCACCAGACGACCUUAUGAAGGCGAUAUAG
Molecule: messenger RNA, 1869 nt
Organism: Penicillium odoratum
Lineage: Eukaryota; Fungi; Ascomycota; Eurotiomycetes; Eurotiales; Aspergillaceae
Product: Zn(II)2Cys6 transcription factor
Exons: 3
Coding region: 1-1869 (622 amino acids)
Biological process (GO): positive regulation of transcription by RNA polymerase II
Molecular function (GO): zinc ion binding; DNA-binding transcription factor activity, RNA polymerase II-specific; sequence-specific DNA binding
Source: RefSeq, a predicted model, not a curated record